Molecule: messenger RNA, 3420 nt
Organism: Solanum lycopersicum (tomato)
Lineage: Eukaryota; Viridiplantae; Streptophyta; Magnoliopsida; Solanales; Solanaceae
Product: probable inactive ATP-dependent zinc metalloprotease FTSHI 2, chloroplastic
Biological process (GO): proteolysis
Cellular component (GO): chloroplast thylakoid
Molecular function (GO): ATP-dependent peptidase activity; ATP hydrolysis activity; ATP binding
Source: RefSeq, a predicted model, not a curated record
UUACUUUACUUAAUUAUUGGGCCAUCGGUAUUUGCUAACUUCGUUGGUUCUAUUGCAGGCGACCCGCCACCAUAUCUACUCGGCGUCGUCGUCAUCUUCUUCUUCUCUCCACUCUUCAUUCAGAAACUUGAGCCUGUUUUUGCAGACAUUCAUUGGUGUAUCUAAUUGCGGUAUAUUCAACGGAAGCUGACCCAAAAUUCUCACCCUGAAGCUGUUUGAUGAAAUUCCUGAGAGGUGUCUCAAUUUCAAAUUCCAACUUUUUUUUGCUUAGCUCUACAAUGUAAUCACCCUCAACCCUUUAAUUCAAAUGGCCUGUAAUUCCAUUCUCAAUUCUCCAUUUUUGCCUUCUUUCCCCCCAAAAAACAAACCCCAUUAUCGGAAAAAUACAAUUCCGGUAAUCAUUUCCUGCAAUUCUCACAAACCCAGAACUGAAGAAGAGAAGAAAAUUAGGAUAAGUCAAUUGGGUUUGCUUAAUCUUUCUGUUACACUCACUGUAAUAUCAGCUUCACUGGUACGACCCGCAAAUGCAGCAAAAGUGUCUGAAAAGAGGAAAAAGUCUGAAGCUUUAACGCCACAAGAGUUGAAAAAAUGGUCACAAGGUCUUCCAACUGUGAGCAAUAGGUUACCUUAUACAGAAAUAUUGGAUUUGAAAAGGGAAGGGAAACUUAAGCAUAUAAUUAAGCCACCUAAUGUAGGGUUAAAGCAAAGGCCUGAGGUAGUUUUAGCUGUUUUAGAGGAUUCCAAGGUUGUUAGAAUUGUUUUACCUUCUGUCGAGAGUGAUCCGAGAUUUUGGGCUGAAUGGGAUGAAUUGAAAGUUGAUGGACUUUGUAUGAAUGCUUAUACUCCACCAUUGAAAAAACCUGAGCUUCCUUCACCUUAUUUGGGGUUCUUGUCAAAUAUUCCAGCUUGGUUGCUUUCUUUUAUGAAGGCCAAGCCACAGUCCAAAAAGGCAUUGGAGUUGAAGAGGAUGAGGGAAGAAUUGAAGAGAAGGCAAAAGCAGGAGUUGGCGAAGAUACAGAACGAGAGGGAGAGGAUGGCGAAGGCAAUGAAAAUGCAGAAGAAAAUGGAAGAGAGUAAAAGAAAAAGAGAGUUGAAGAGAAUGAGGUAUGAGGAGUCCUUGCGUCAAGCGAAUAGAAGUUCCCGCGAUAUGGCAAUGGUGUGGGAAAGCUUGGCUAGUGAUUCAAAUGUUUCCACUGCUCUUGGUUUGGUUUUCUUCUACAUAUUUUAUAGAACUGUUGUAUUUAGCUAUAGGAGGCAGAAAAAAGAUUACGAUGACAGGUUGAAGAUAGAGAAAGCAGAUGCUGAGGAGAAAAAGAAGCUGAGGGAAUUGGAGAGGGAAAUGGAAGGGAUUGAGGGUGUUGAUGAUGACGAAGAAGAAGGAAGGAAAGGAGAGGAUAAUCCUUAUAUGAAGAUGGCUAUGCAAUUCAUGAAGUCAGGUGCUCGUGUUCGAAGAGCACGCAAUACGAAACUUCCCCAGUAUUUAGAGAGAGGUAUUGAUGUUAAGUUCUCUGAUGUUGCUGGGCUUGGAAAAAUUAGGGAGGAGCUUGAGGAAAUUGUUAAGUUCUUCACCCACGGGGAGAUGUAUCGUAGGCGAGGAGUCAAAAUACCAGGGGGAAUACUGCUUUGUGGUCCACCUGGAGUGGGGAAGACUUUGUUAGCAAAGGCGGUGGCUGGUGAAGCAGGGGUGAACUUCUUCUCCAUUUCUGCGUCUCAGUUUGUUGAGAUAUAUGUUGGUGUUGGGGCUUCCCGUGUUCGAGCUCUCUACCAAGAGGCAAGGGAGAAUGCCCCAUCAGUGGUGUUCAUCGAUGAGCUGGAUGCAGUUGGCAGAGAACGUGGUUUGAUCAAGGGUUCAGGUGGACAAGAACGUGAUGCGACUUUGAAUCAGCUUCUUGUAUGCUUGGAUGGUUUUGAAGGCAAAGGUGAAGUCAUCACUAUUGCUUCUACAAAUAGACCAGACAUAUUGGACCCAGCACUUGUUCGACCAGGGCGGUUUGAUCGGAAGAUAUACAUCCCAAAACCUGGUCUAAUUGGACGAAUUGAAAUUCUUAAGGUGCACGCUCGUAAGAAGCCUAUGGCUCCUGAUGUGGACUAUAUGGCUGUUGCCAGUAUGACUGAUGGAAUGGUUGGUGCAGAGUUGGCCAACAUUGUUGAGAUCGCUGCUAUUAAUAUGAUGCGUGAUGCAAGAACUGAGAUUACAACCGAUGACUUGAUACAAGCUGCACAAAUUGAAGAACGAGGAAUGCUUGACCGGAAGGAGAGAAGCCCUGAGAUGUGGAAGCAAGUGGCUAUUAAUGAAGCAGCAAUGGCUGUGGUGGCAGUGAACUUCCCAGAUCUUAGAAAUAUUGAGUUUCUCACUGUUGCUCCAAGGGCUGGAAGAGAUCUGGGUUAUGUGCGGAUGAAAAUGGAUCACGUCAAAUUUAAGGAAGGAAUGUUGAGCCGGCAGUCGCUGUUGGAUCAUAUCACUGUUCAGAUAGCACCACGUGCUGCUGAUGAGCUCUGGUAUGGAGAGCACCAGUUCAGUACAAUAUGGGCUGAGACUGCAGAUAAUGCGAGGUCAGCGGCUCGGACUUUUGUUCUUGGUGGUCUGUCUGAUAAACAUUAUGGUUUGUCUGACUUCUGGGUUGCAGAUAGGAUAAAUGACAUUGAUUCCGAGGCACUUCACGUAUUACAUAUGUGCUAUGAUCGUGCAAAAGAGAUCCUUCAUCAAAAUCGAAACCUUAUGGAUGCAGUUGUCGAUAUACUAGUUGAGAAAAAAAGUCUUACUAAGGAGGGAUUCUUUAAACUAGUUGAGCUACAUGGGUCCCUUCAACCAAUGCCUCCCAGUGUAGUUGAUCUCAGGUCUGCUAAACGCUUGGAGUUCCAGGACACGCUCACAAAGCAUAAGGAAAUUAUUUCUCAAGGACGCAACUGAGCAAGGUAUUUGGUAUUGUGAUGUGAUCAUUACUUAACCAUGAGCCUCUGUGCUCUUGUACUCGUGCUCACCUCCUUCAGUUGUUGGUGCAAUGUGAACUCGAGUCUACUUUGCAGGGUAUGACUUCCUUAGAUCUAAUUUUGUCUUGAAGAUCCUAUUGAAGUGGUACAAUUGUGGAAGCAGAAUUCCACCAUCUCAGAUUGGACAGAGCAGAUAUUGCAAGAGCUCUCUGAAUGUAUUUUAAAGCUUCAAGCGCGAAUAAUGAUCUCGGAUAUAUGAAGCUAUAAAUGUGUAUGGAAUGCAGUGAACUCCUUUUUGUUUUCAUUUUUCUUGGCCAUUUAGCUGGUUUUCCCUAUUCCAUUUUGUGAUAGAUUGCACAACAGAAAGGAUAUGUAUAGGUCACACAUGUUGUUUAUGCUAAUGUUGCAUAAUAUUCUCAUCAAAAUAAACUGUACAAGACUCCAAAUUGCUUGGGUGGGCAAAUUUAACAAGUACUUGUCUUAGUGGAA